Pocillopora meandrina is the source of this 7556-nucleotide messenger RNA. The record is from the annotation of a GenBank genome assembly. Lineage: Eukaryota; Metazoa; Cnidaria; Anthozoa; Scleractinia; Pocilloporidae.
AUGUCGGGCCGCGGUGGGAAACAAGCUAAGAGGGCGAAAGCAAAAUCUAGGUCAGCCAAGGCAGGCCUACAGUUUCCAGUGAGCCGAGUUCACCGUUACUUGCGCCAGACGACUCAUCAUUUCCGCAUCGCGUCGGGUGCGCCAGUUUACCAAGCAGCUGUGAUGGAAUACUUGACUGCUGAGAUCUUAGAACUCGCAGGAAACGCGGCGCGUGAUAAUAAGAAAACUAGAAUAAUUCCGCGGCAUAUUUUGCUGGCCGUGGCCAACGAUGAAGAACUGCAUCAGGUUAGUGUUCUAUUUAAAUUUUUUUUGGUUUGAUAUGUAGCACUACAUUGUAUGUUCUAUUGUUAGUGGAGGUAUAACUUUUUGAUGCUAUCGGUGCACGGUUCGUACCCAUACCUGCGUUUCUUUGUGACAUUCGAACAGAUGAUCUCUCGAAGGAGAGCGGUUUUAAAAUUCGUUGUUCCUCGUGGAAGCUUGGUAUCUUACUGUGUCAAAGGAAAUCUUAUAAACACGGUCGCAAAUGUGCAAAAGUAACGAUUUAUACUUUAGUGUGAAGGGACCAAGUUUUACUAAAGCUUGAUCAGCACAUGAAAUCAUAAACACAGCCUGCCAACCGAACAGCUGUGAAACCGCGUUGUUGAGCAGUCGCGUUCAUUUUCUAUGCCCGUGUUAAUUUGAUCGCUUGAAAGAAAAGUCGUACCUUUUUAUGCGCUGUAGUUAUUUCGCCUCGUUUCACUUUCGUUUGAUCCUAAACAAAUCUUACUUCUAUACAGUACCGCUUCACGCGUGUUUAUUGACUGGUGCCUUAUUCAUAGACACACCACUUUCCAUAUUAUAGCAAGAAAGGAGAGUUUGUGAGUGUUAUUUCCCAUCCUUCGAGGACUUCUUUGUGAUUUUGAUACCAAGUAUUCACAGGUAUUCAAUGAUUACUCAUGAGAAAUUUGUUCUUCCACGAAUUUGUGUGACCUCGUACAAGUUAGAAAUUCAUGUCGGUAUUGGUCUGCGGGCUAAGGAUCGCUUCCGGUGGACUGAUCGUGGUACAUAUACGAAGGAACUAGUAAACUUGAAUGGGAGCAAAUUACUUUUUUUCCUCUUGCUAUUUUGGAAAACUGAAAGGUCACCAAAAACAUCUUGUGAAUGCUGAAGCCACCUCUAGGAGAAUUUCUGAGAGCUUAUACAUUCAGGAUUGUCAUUCAUUUCUUGGCUUUCGAACAUGUAACUGCUCAGUUUAUAGCGGAGCUCACAGAGUGUAGCCCCAUCAUUUUACAAAAUAGUAGUAACCCAUCAAGCCGAAAAAAUUUGGAUGUACGACCAUACAACCAUACAAGGUGCUACUUUUAACAUGCGUGGUCAACUGUACUGCGGGCACAUCAAUGCCACAGCCUUGUCCAGUAGUCCAGUGGUCAGUGCACUGGGCUCCAAGUCAGACGACCCGGGUUCUAGUCCUGGCAGGGUUAAGGCAUUGUGCCCUUGAGACAUGUGGAAAAAAAAAAUGCGAGCUCUGCUUUUAGGCUUGGCUAAAUCUUUAUAUUAUUGAGUAUUGAAACAAGCUUAUCUAACCUAAACUCAUCAUUACAAAUGGUGAUUGAAAUGUCUGUACCCAAAUCACAAGCACUCUAAUGAAGACCUGCUUCCUGAGUCCCUUCAGCAACUACUAGUGCAAUGACGUAUUUGAUGUAUUGGGUCAAUGUCAACAUUUGAACACUUGUGCCAAUACCCCUAACUUGUUGAUAUAUAGAUUUAGCCAAGCCUAAAAGCGGAGCUUGCAUUUUUUUUCUCAAAUGUCUCAAGGGCGCAACGCCUUGCCUCAGCCAGGACUAGAACCCAGGUCGUCCAACUAGGAGCCCAGUGCACUGACCACUGGACUACUGGACAAAGCUGUGGUGUUGGCAUGUGCGCGGUACAGUUGUUCACGCAUGUUAAAAGUAGCACCUUGUACAGUCAUACAUCCAAAUUUUUUCAGCUUGAUGGGUUACUUCUAUUUUCUAUAAUUAUGGGGCUAUGCUCUGUGAGCUCCGCUAUCAGUUGACUGUUAUUGGGUCAGGGGAGGAGUGGGUGUGCAGUUCCUUAGAUACUGACUUUGAUCUGAUAUAUCCUUAAAGGGACCUUGAAUUCUAGAGUUAACCCCUAAGAGUGACUAGCAUCUAAUUUCUCCUUACAAUAUCUCCCCUGAAUUAAACAUUUAUGCCAUGAGAGUAAAGGAAAUGGUCACCAACUAAAGAAACCCUGGAUUGUUAGACUAACUCUCCUUGUCAGCACCGUAGUAAAUCUACAGAGAACAGUAUGGAGAAUAUGAAUUCUGAUGCAAGAGUGUAAAGGGUUGAUAUGUCUUGUUGAUUAGCCAAACUGAAAAGCUUUGUUAUAUUUGUUGUUUACCAAAGUGAGGUGUAUCUUAAUUUUACCAGUUGUUGAAAGGUGUGACAAUUGCAUCUGGAGGAGUCCUCCCUAAUAUUCACCCGGAACUUUUGAAGAAAAGAAAAGGUGGGAAACUCGUACCACCAGAUGAAAUAAAACCAAAGCAUCCAAAGACAACAUCAGCACCCAAACCAACCACAUCAGGGAAGAAAAUGCCAAGUCCAGCAAAGAAAGCACCCUCGCCUGCCAAGAAAGCACCUAUUUCUCCUGCUAAAGGGAAAAAGAAAGGGGUAAGUUAAGGUAUCUUUCAUCUUUACGGCAGGAUUUUCCAUAAGAAGCAGAUUAGGUGGGAAUAGUCCAGUAGUAGGCAUGAAGAUGAGCACUCUUAGCUUGUUGAUGUAGGGAUUUCAAUAUCUUUUUCCAUUGUGGCUGCCAAUAAUUGGUGUAACAGGCAGCUGUACCUAUAGAAGGAGUUAUCAAGGAAACCCAAACAUUAGAGCGUUCUCAAAGGCUAAACAGUAAGCAGUUAGAUUUCUACAGGCAGCGAUAGAUGUGCAGCCAGUGAGUGGCUUUUAGUGAAGCCCCUGUGAUAGCAUGAGUCCCUAAUUUAGCCUCUCAAAAUUUAAGCCUCUUGAAAUACAUUCUCUGCACUUUGGAGUAAGAAUUGUCUUUAUGCAAUGGAAGGCUUCUCACCAUAUGGAGUAGUAUGUCUGAAUGAUCAAAGAAUAGAGAAACAGGAAGUAUUGCUAAAAUUACUCAGAAUUUAGGCAACAAUAUUUAGUUUUGGUGUUUUUGUUUAACAAUCAAUAGCUUUUUGAGUUCACAACCAUUUCUUUUAAUGUCAUUACCUUGGAUUUAGGAGUGAUACUUUUGGGAGAAACUAGAUGAUGAUCAUUGAAGUAGUGUUCCAGUUUGUGUUCUCUCAUCCUGGACAUCUUUAUUAAGUCUUAGUCUUCUUCCUUUUUAAUUUGCCUAACAUAUUUUUAAUAUCACUGUAAUAUUAUUUUCAGCCUGCUCCAAGAAAAGGAGCUGACAAAUCUUCUUUAGGUGCAGGAGUUACUGUUCUUUCAGAGAAAACUCUCUUCUUGGGCCAAAAGGUAAGUGUUACAGAAGAUGAUUUGACUGGUACAGCCGUGAGGAAUGCUUCAUGGUUCUAUCUACAAUGUGUAUUGCCUCUCAUUCCUUCCUUUGACACAGUCAUUAGUUUUCUAAGCCCCAAGAUCAUCUACUGCUCAGUUUUAAGCAUGUUAAGGAUUGUUAUUAAUUGAAUUGUUUUCUCUUGUUUUAGUUAACAGUGAUUCAGUGUGAUAUUGCAACAGUGGAGGCAGAUGCUUUAGUACACCCAACUAAUGCAUCAUUUUAUCUCGGUGGUGAAGUAGGUUCGUGCUUAAAUCUUGUUCUUGCCUUUUUAGACCUGGGAUAUCACUUCAUUGGUACUCGAUGCUAAUUGAUCUCUUGCUUGAGUGACCAAGACUGAUUUUCUCUUUAUAAUGUUAGUACAAUAUCAAGUGGACAAGUGAUGAGAAUAAAGAAGAAUAUCAAUGAGGGCAUGAUUAGUUGAUCUACUACCAAAUUCUCUGAACAAACACGGGGAGAAUGGUGUGGCAGACAGUAAGGAGAAGAGUGAAAAAGGGUUAAACUCCUUUACACCCUAAUGUUUGCAUACAUGUAUAUUCUCCAUACUGUUCUCUAUACAUUUCCUGAGGUGUUAACAAAGAGAAUUUGUUUAACAAUCAAGAGCUUCUUCAGUUGGUGAUCAUCUCCUUUACUCUCAUACCCUUCAUGAAUGAUUCAGGGCUGAUAUUGAGAAAUUAGAUGCUAGUCACUGUUAGUCAAGAGGUUAUGCAAGUGGAGCUUGACUGUUGCAAAUGGCAGGAAAUAAAGAAGAUCAAUUAUUGUAUUAAGUAACUGGUAUCAUGGGUCUCAAUUUGCUAGCUUCCAUUCAGUUGAGAAAGCUGGUGGAAUUUCACCAAAAUUAUCAAUGAUUAAUUUGUUUUCACUCAACCAUAUUAAAAGUUUGUCUUUUGUUGUUGUUAGGAAUGUGAUGGUUUCAAAUGUGCCUAACAUUUAUUUUUGAUGCUGCAUUGAUUUUCAGGUUCAGCUCUUGAGAAAGCUGGUGGAAGUGAGUUUAAGGAGGAGGUAAAAAAACUCUCUGAAUCUCAUGGACCAUUAGAACUAGCAACAGGUAUGUUUUAACACCUCUCAAUCAGUCCAGCUCAAACACAGAAAAUAUUCUUUUAGCUCCCAUUUGGACAAAGUCAGAUACACUUGCUAACACAGCUCUUUUCUGGCAGGGAUUGUGGUUCAAACUUUGGUUCUUGCAAAUUGAAAAAUUUGUCUUCUAGUAACUUUUACUUUUAGUUUGGGCAUAAUUGCAUCUGUGGUUCAGAUUUGGUCAGCUGAUGCAACUGUUUGUUAUGCAUAUUGCCCAUGCUGUUCUCUAUACAUUUCCUAAGGUGCUGACAAGGAGAAUUUGUUUGAAAAAUACAGAGCUUCGUUAGUUUGUGAUCAUCUUCCUACUUCUCAUAACCGUAAUGUUUGAUUUGGGUUGAUUCAGUAAGGAGAAAUUAGAUUCUAGUCACUCUUAGGGGUUAAAGAGCCAAUGUCACUUGUAAGUGAUCAACACUCCCAUUUCUAACUGACAUUUAUUUUAUUUUAUUUGUACAUUUAUUUAAAGAAAUCAGUAUAAGGUUUACAAAACUUCAUGUCCUGCAAAUAGCUACAAUGCUAAUCUAGGCAGGACAAGACUUUAACUAAAGGCGUUAUUAAAUUACAUAAGAAAAAAGAAAAGAAGAAAUACAAAAACAUACAGAAAGAAACACCUUACAUAUAAAUUCAAGUACAAGGGAUUUUGUUAUUUGAAAAAGACUAAAAUUACAACUAGAGGUAUAUACAAUAUAUCACGUUAACUUCACAAAAUAUUCUAUUAAAAACUUAACAUUCAAAUAAUAAUAAAACUGACAAUUUUUUUUAUUUUUCUUCAUCAGCGGCUAUUUGUGAUGGACAUAACUUUCCAGCGCAGUAUGUGAUCCAUGUUCAUAGCCCACCUUGGGAAAAUGAUUCUUCUGUUGAAAAUCUCGAGAAAGCUGUCAAAAGUGUGUUGACAUUGGCUGAUGAGAAGAACAUCAAAUCUAUUGCUAUCCCCUCUAUUGGCAGUGGAUCGUAAGUAUUUUUUUAAGUAUUGAUAUUGCAUGUUUGACUUAAAAGCUUGUGCAAAGUCAUCAACAAAUUUAUUCCUGAAUGCUCUAGAUUUUACAACUUCAUGAAAUUUUCCUUAAAAUAUUUUCCAUUGCAACAGUUAAAAAGUGUUUUUAUCAUAGAAGGUCUUUCUUAGUUUCAACAAUGAAUGGACAUGCAGAGUUGAUUCAAAUUAUGCGGCUAUUGGAGAAACACAAUGUAACAAAGGCAGGGUUCUCAAUAAGUCAGGAAGUAGAUGGCUAGCUUCUUGGACUCAAUGGCUGACAAUCUGAGAUUCUUUCAUGGGUUUCAUGGUAUGCUUCCAUACAAAAUAUCAUAUUUGAAAUGCGGAGACUCUGAAAUGUUUUUCUAUGCACUCUUUCUGGAGGUAAACCCAAAGCAAAAUGGUAGUUUCUUGGCUUGGUAGACACCUGCCAGUAAGAGAUUGGAAGUACUUGUUAAAUUACUGUGUAUGUUUUUGUGGAAUGCAAAGACAAAUUUUUAAGAAAUAGGUCUCCCCACAGCAGUGGUGCUAAGAUGAGAAAUUAGAUGUUUGUCAAUAAGAGGUUAGUUUGCAAAUGCAAAAACAAGUUUCAAGAAAUUUGGCUCCCCACAGCAGGGGUGCUUUGAGGAGACAUUAGAUGUUAGUCACCCUAAGGGUUAAAGGAUUUAACAGCCCAUCUUAACUAUCUUUCUAUUUUGUUUCUCCCGAAAGCAGCAACAACUUCCCCAAAGGCACAGCUGCACAGGCCAUCCUGAAAGCCAUCUCCAACUAUUUUGUGUCCGUCAUGGCGUCAUCCCUGAAACAGAUCUAUUUUGUUUUAGAUGACAUGGAAUCCAUUGGAAUUUACACCAUGGAACUUGCGCGUCUUGACUCCUAGGAAUUGCUUACACAUUUUGUCACAUCUUUUUAGAAUAUUCCAUUGUAAGAAAUGAUCAGGCGCAAUAUGUGUCAUCAUCAUCUUGUCUGCCUGUCAUGUGCAGAAUUUAGCUGUAUUUUUUUUUUAUAUCUAUAUUUUCCACUCCUUAAAAUCUGAGUGUUGAUUCUUCUUGUUAGCUUCCAUACAUUUCAUUCUGUGUCAGUUUUGAAAAGUGAGGAUUACAUCAAGAUGAAACCACGACAUCUAUUUUUGCCAGUAUUGUCAUUACGUGUCCUUCUUCAUAGUGUUGUAAUGGAAAUUUGCACUCUGAACACUUCAGUUUUACUGACUGUUAGUAAAGCAGCAUCUGAAAGUAUCUGUUCCCUAGACCUGAGUAAAAGGAUGGAUGCCAAGGAAAAUUGCCUCCAUGUGCUGAGGGUGAGUUAUUCCCCAAACCAGAGCAAUAUUUAUUGUAUGGAAACUGUGAAGGAGAGUUAAUGUUUGAUGAAGUAAUCACCGUGGGGUUUCAUAUGCAAUUUUAAACAAGCACAUUUAACUUGCUCAAGGAGUCAAAAUGGUUUACUGGUGACAUAAAUAGCAUAGGUUAAGGCUCCAAUGAAUCACAUGUGGCCUUCCUCUGCCUUUGCAGAUCAUGUAGAACUAUGUUUCAGUUGGGGGGGGGAGGAUUUGACAAGGUCCCUAUGAUUUUAGGACGCACUUUAUCCUCAAUAAGUAAACAUAUUUGUCUAGGAUUACUUAUAUACUCAUCUUCUUGAUCUCUUUAAGGAUGGGGUGGGUAGUGUAUCUCCACCCACUCCUCCCCCUGUUGUUAGUUUGUUACUGAGUUACAAAGUCUGACAUGGAGAAAAUUAUGCAUGAGUUCAAGUUCUUUGUUAAGGUAGUUCCUGCGGGGAUGUUCCAAUAUUUCUUGCUCUUAAUCAUUCCUCCCCAAUAUGUCAUGCUGUGAUGAACAUGUCAACUCUGAAGCAACCAUGAUCUGAUUAGUAGUACUGCUUUCCAGUUUCCUUACAUUUCCCCAUAAGUUGGUGAGGAGUAAACGGUGUUAUAUAUCACCUUAACAUUUCCUGCUGAUAAAGUUCUCGUUUCUUAUCACCUGUAUGGUGCAUAAUUUGUCAAAAUUGUAAAGAGAAGUUACGAGUU